Salvia miltiorrhiza (redroot sage) is the source of this 868-nucleotide messenger RNA. RefSeq names its product glutaredoxin-C9-like. The transcript has a single exon. Bases 140 to 565 code for a protein of 141 amino acids. The record is from RefSeq and is a predicted model, not a curated record. NCBI's taxonomy places the organism in Eukaryota, Viridiplantae, Streptophyta, Magnoliopsida, Lamiales, Lamiaceae.
AACAUAAAAAGCCACCCGAUUUGCAACGAAGAAUUCAUGACCACUAUGCUGCCUGCCAAAUUGCUAUAACUACCCUCACUCCCCAACGCACAUUUCUCUCUCUACUCUCUAUCUCUCUCUCUCCCCAAAGCGACACACCAUGCAACAAGCCAUCUCAUACAGAAACUCGCUCCCCAACGCCGCCAUAGCCGGCGGAUCUUCCUCUCCGCCUCCAGCGAGGGCCGCCUCCGCGGGAGAGGCGGCGAUCUCCGACCUGAGAAGCGUGCGGCAGGUGGUGGAGGAGAAUGCGGUGGUGGUUUUGGCGAGGCGGGGCUGCUGUAUGUGCCACGUGGUCAAGCUCUUGCUCCACGGCCACGGCGUCAAUCCUUCCAUACUCGAAGUCGACGAGAAGAAGGAAGCAGAUGUAAAUGAGGAGCUGUCGAGCAUCAUCGGCGGCGCCCCGCCGCAGUUACCGGCGGUGUUCGUCGGCGGAGAGCUAUUUGGAGGGCUGGAGAAAAUUAUGGGUGCGCAUAUUUCCGGCGAACUCGUGCCUAGGCUUAGAGAAGCUCGAGCUCUAUGGCUUUAAAAUCUUUUUUCUUAAUUUCUAAAUAUUAUAAAUUUUGAGCUACAAGAAUGCAAGAAAUUAUUAUUAUUGUUUUUGGUUUAUUUCAAGAUCCAGAAGGGAAUAACGAAAAAGUUGAAGAAAUGGUACUAGUUGCCAAACUUCUUGGAUCAUUAUGUAAAAAUCUACUGAUCUCAUUAGUGGUCACUUUUGACUUUGGCUUUAGUGUUGUAUUUAUUAAUUGGAUAUGACUAUUGUAUAAUCAAUCCGCUUAUCCUAUUAUCUCACAUUAUAUUAAUGAAAUCUCUGAUUUUGCUUUGACAAAAA